Molecule: messenger RNA, 4356 nt
Organism: Lotus japonicus
Lineage: Eukaryota; Viridiplantae; Streptophyta; Magnoliopsida; Fabales; Fabaceae
Exons: 8
Coding region: 1-4356 (1451 amino acids)
Biological process (GO): DNA repair; telomere maintenance
Molecular function (GO): DNA helicase activity
Source: RefSeq, a predicted model, not a curated record
AUGGAAGAAAUGAAUAAGCAUUCGAAGUCCUUGUAUGCAUCUGGGAGCCAGUCUAGAGGUGGUUUACACCCGCCGAAAUUGGAAGUUAAGCCUAAGAAGUCAUCUGCUGAGUUUUCAUCCACAUCGAUUAUUGAUAUGCUUGAGGAUGAUUUUGAACUACUUUCGUAUGGAAGCAAUGAUGAAAGUAAUGACUUUAUGAGUGAAGAUGAGAAUGAGACAGCAUAUGCUAUAACUUCUAAUGAGUUUGAAGAAUAUUCUGAUAUUGGAGAUAUGAAAUACACAUGCCAAUAUUGUGGUGCUCUCCAUUGUCCCAAUUUUGUUGAAAAUAUUAGAACUUAUAAUAGUGUAUUUGCGUUCACAUCAUUUGGAGGAAAAAUCGAAACUGGAUUGAAUGAUGGGGGUGGUCCACCGCAAUUUAUUAUUAGUGGUCAAAAUUAUCAUCGUAUUGGGAGUUUGAUACCUAAUCAGGGUGAGAUUCCAAAGUUUGCGCAGUUAUACAUUUAUGACACCCAAAAUGAAGUGCAGAACAGAAAGUUACACUGCAGGAAUUUGGAUGGGAGUAGUAAAAUAAAAGAAUCCCUAAUUGAAGAGUUAUUAGCUAUGGUUGAUGAGUUCAACAGUUUGGUGAAAUCCUUUAGAAUGGCUAGGGAUUUCAUUGAAACUCAUCCAAGGAGUCGAAUUUCUCUGCGAUUGUUUAGGGAUAGGCCUAAAGAUCCAAGAGUUUAUAAUUUACCUACUGUAGAUGAAGUAGCUGCACUUAUUGUUGGAGACUUUGAUUCUUCUGAUUGUGAGAGAGAUAUUGUCAUAAGUGAUCUUGAUGGGACUCUUAGACGCAUUCCUGAGACACACACAUCUUUUCUACCAUUACAAUAUCCACUUCUUUUCCCGAAUGGAGAGGAUGGAUACAGAGAAGAUAUUUCGUUUCGUGAUGAUGGUGAUCGUCGAGUAUUUAAAAAAAGAGUUCGAAUAUCAAUGCGUGAAUUUUUGGCUUUUAGAAUUCAUGAAAGGAAGAAUGAGGAUUCAUUGAUUUUGCGAAGUAGAAGAUUGUUUCAACAAUUUCUUGUGGAUUGCUACUCUAUGGUUGAAGCUCAAAGAUUAUCUUAUGUCAAGGCCAAUCAACAAACUAUUCGACGAGAUUUUUUAUCUGGAUUGCAAGAAUCUGUCGAUAGAGGUGAUGUUCAUCCAGGAUCGGUUGGCACUCGGAUAGUUUUGCCGGCUUCAUUUACUGGGGGUAAAAGAUAUAUGUUCAACAAUUGUCAAGAUGCUAUGGCCAUAUGCAAACAUGUUGGUUAUCCAGAUCUAUUUAUUACAGUAACAUGUAAUCCGAAGUGGCCUGAAAUCCAACGACAUGUUUCUGAAAGGGGGUUGAGUGCAAAUGAUCGCCCGGACAUAACAUGUAGGGUAUUUCGCAUGAAAGUUGAUGAGAUAAUGGGUGAUUUGAAGAAAGGUGAAAUUUUCGGCAAAGUUAGUGCAGGGAUGUAUACUAUUGAGUUUCAGAAGCGUGGUUUGCCACAUGCGCAUAUACUUAUAUGGUUAGCUGCUGGGUCAAAGUUAACAACACCUGAUUCAAUUGAUUCGGUUAUAUGUGCUGAGUUGCCAGAUCCAAUUCUGUGUCCAAAGUUAUUUGAUGUUGUGACGGUAUACAUGGUUCAUGGCCCAUGUGGUAUUAGUAGAAAGAAGUCCCCAUGCAUGGUGAAUGGUCGGUGUUCGAAGUUUUUUCCCAAAAAAUAUGUUGGCAAGACUUCGUUUGAUGUUGAUGGCUAUCCCAUUUAUCGGAGAAGGAAUACAGGGAUUGUUGUGGAGAGAAGAGGUGUUAAGUUGGAUAAUGGUUACGUUGUGCCUUAUAAUCCUAAGCUACUAAUGAAGUAUCAAGCCCAUAUUAAUAUUGAAUAUUGCAACAAAUCGAAUUGCAUCAAAUAUUUGUUUAAAUAUAUAAAUAAAGGGGUUGAUCGGGUAACAGUUUCGAUGAAUAAUGCUGGUGAGCAAAAUCAAGAUGUUGUAGAGGUUGAUGAGAUACAACAAUAUUAUGAUUGUCGCUAUUUAUCACCUUGUGAAUCUGCCUGGCGGUCAUUUUCUUUUGAUAUUCAUGAACAUUGGCCACCUGUUAAAAGAUUGUCAUUCCAUCUACCAAAGCAACAAGUAAUUUUAUUUGGUGAUCAUGAACCAAUUGAUUCAGUGGUUGAACGUUCAGAAAAGCGAGAGACUAUGUUUACUGCAUGGAUGGCAGCUAACUUGAAAUAUGAAGAAGGUAGGCAUCUAACUUAUGCACAAUAUCCUCAAUAUUUUGUGUAUGAUGAUAAGAAGAUUGAGUGGCGGCCUAGGAAAAGAGGUCUUUCUAUAGGAAGGAUCAACUUUAUACCGUUGGGUUGUGGUGAGGUUUAUUAUCUCCGAUUAUUGUUGAACUUGCAAUCUGGAUGCACAAGUUUUGAUGACUUGCGAACUGUUGAUGGUAUUCUUCAAUUAAACUUUCGAGAUGCUUGCGUAGCCUUGGGGUUGCUUGAGAAUGACAAGGAAUUCGUAGAUGCUAUAAUUGAUUGUGCAGAAUUGUCUGCGGGUAAAUCUGUGAGGGAACUCUUUGUCUUCUUGCUACAAUCGAACUCUAUUGUAAAACCUGGUGAAGUCUUUGAGGAAAUAUGGAAUCUCCUUGCUGAUGGAAUUCUUUAUCAAAGAAGGAAAUUGCUUUGCCAACCAGAGCUUCGUUUGGGUGAUGAAAUGUUGAAAACCCUUUGUUUAGUUGAAAUAGAGAAGGCUUUAGUAAGGAAUGGAAAAAGUCUAAAGGAUUUCCCAACAAUGCCAUAUCCUUUGUCAAAUGAAGUGCCCCAAUUUGAUAAUGUUUUAUUAUUCAAUGAGUUAAUGUUUGAUGUUGAUGAUAUGGUGAAGAAGCACGAUGAUCAUGUUAUUAAGUUAAAUAAAGACCAAAAGAUUGUAUAUGAUGAGGUUUUGGAUGCAGUGAAGGAUUCCAAAGGAGGUUUCUUUUUUGUGUAUGGUUCGGGUGGCACUGGUAAAACUUUCUUGUGGAAGACCUUAACAUAUAGGUUAAGAGGAGAGCGGAAAGUUGUAUUGAAUGUUGCAUCCAGUGGUAUAGCUUCUCUCUUACUUCCUGGUGGUAGGACUGCACACUCUUUAUUUGGUAUUCCACUUGUGUUAAAUGAUGAUACUUGUUGCAAUAUUAGGCAAGGUAGUAAUAAGGCGGAUUUGCUAAAGCACACAAGUUUAAUUAUAUGGGAUGAGGCGCCGAUGGUGAAUAGGUGGGCAUUUGAAGCCUUGGACAGAACUUUACGUGAUAUUAUGAAAUUUGGAAGUCCAUCUGCAGCACAUAAACCUUUUGGUGGUAAAGUGGUUGUUUUAGGUGGAGAUUUUAGGCAGACCCUUCCCAUUAUUCCAAAAGCAAAUCGUGAAGAAAUUGUGAUGGCCACGAUUAACUCAUCCAGGCUUUGGAAAUUUUGUAAGGUUUUGAAACUAGAAGAAAAUAUGCGUUUGAAACAACCCGGUGUUGUAGAAAACAUUAAACAAUUGGCAAGUUUUAUCCAAUGGAUACUUGAUGUUGGUGAUGGUAAGGUAGGUGAUUACAAUGAUGGGGAAUGUGACAUAGAAGUUCCUGAAGAUUUAUUGGUUGAGGUUAAAGGGGAUCCAAUUUCAAGUAUAGUGAUGUCAACUUAUCCUGAUAUUGAAAGAAAUUAUUUUCAAGAUGAUUACUUUAUUGACAAGGCAAUUCUUGCUCCUACAUUAGAAAUUGUUGAAACUAUUAACCAAUUUGUUUUGUCGUUAGCACCUGGUAAGGAAACAGUUUAUUUGAGUUGUGAUAGCAUAGUGAAAUUGGAUGAAGAUGUUGGGAUGGAUGCAAGUUGGAUUACCAUGGAAUUUCUAAACGGCAUUAAGGGUUCUGGUCUACCUGAUCAUAAGUUAUGUUUGAAGGUUGGAGUGCCUAUUAUGUUGAUGCGAAACAUGGAUGUUGCAAGUGGGUUGUGUAAUGGGACUAGGUUGAUUGUUGUAGAUCUCAGACCUAAGCUAAUAUAUGCAAGAGUAUUAAAUGGGAACAAAGUUGGGAAGAAAGUUUGCAUACCACGUAUGAGUAUCAUCCCAUCUGAAAGCGGGUUACCUGUGAAGAUUCAACGAAGGCAAUUUCCAGUUUGCGUUUGCUUUGCAAUGACCAUUAACAAGAGCCAGGGUCAAACAUUAGCUCAAGUUGGGGUUUUCUUGCCUAGACCUGUGUUCUCGCAUGGUCAAUUGUACGUUGCUAUUUCAAGAGUUAAAUGUAGGGAUGGUUUAAAACUGUACGUUGAUGAAACCGGAAAUUCACCAUCGAAGCAUACAAAGAAUGUCGUGUACAAGGAGGUAUUUAAGAAUUUGGGAUGA